Messenger RNA from Vicia villosa (hairy vetch), 1488 nucleotides. Its product is annotated as mitochondrial import inner membrane translocase subunit TIM50. The record is from RefSeq and is a predicted model, not a curated record. The transcript is spliced from 10 exons. Gene Ontology annotation, molecular function: phosphoprotein phosphatase activity. Bases 129 to 1136 code for a protein of 335 amino acids. NCBI's taxonomy places the organism in Eukaryota, Viridiplantae, Streptophyta, Magnoliopsida, Fabales, Fabaceae.
ACAGAAUCAGUUAAAGUAAUAACAGAAAGCCAAACAGAACACAGCGUCGAUCGGCGCGUUUCUGCAAAGCCAACCCAAAACCCUACUUGAACCUCAUUCUCUACAUUUCCUUCGCUUUCUUCUCAGCCAUGUCUCUCAGAAUUCUCCGAUCUCGAUUCUCCUCCGUAGCAUCAUCUUCAUCGAAGCGAUUCCUCUCCACCAAUGCAGCUCCCACUGCUCCUCAACCUCCUCCUCCUUCCGCCACCACUUCACCUAACCGCUGGAAUUUCCUCAAAUACGCCGUCAUCGGUGCUCUCACCGGAGCCGCUGCCGUAACCGGCUAUGCUUCUUACGCAUAUAGUGCAGAUGAAAUAGAUGAGAAAACGAAGCUGUUUCGACAAUCAGCUAAGAACACUCCAGCUGACGGAGCUACUGCUCUCGAUAAAUUUCAAGGGCUUGUAUACUCAACUGCAGUUACAGUGCCUGCCAAAGCCAUCGAGCUUUAUUUGGACGCAAGAAGGUUAAUUGAAGAACAAGUUAGGAGUUAUACGGAGCCAUACACAGACAAGCUCCUUCCAGAUUUGCUUCCUCAGGAACAACAUGUGUUCACACUUGUUCUAGAUCUCAAUGAAACACUGAUUCACUACAUUUGGACACGAGAUACUGGCUGGCAGACUUUUAAAAGACCCGGAGUUGAUGCUUUCUUAGAACAUCUAGCUCAGUUCUAUGAAAUAGUAGUGUAUACAGAUGAACAAAAUAUGUUUGUAGACCCUGUUAUAGAGAGGCUGGAUCCCAAGCACUGCAUUAGGUACAGGUUAUCAAGGCCUGCUACUAAGUAUCAGGAUGGGAAACACUAUAGAGAUCUUACAAAAUUAAACAGGAAUCCUGCAAAAGUUAUGUACUUAAGUGGCCAUGCUCUUGAAAGUUGCCUACAACCUGAAAACUGUGUCCCUAUUAAGCCAUGGCUGCAGACUGAUAAAGAUGAUACAGCUCUUGUGGAUUUCAUACCAUUCCUUGAGUUUGUUGCCCGUAGUAGUCCGGCUGAUAUAAGACCGGUGCUACAAUCUUACCAAGGAUCUGAUAUUCCGAGUGAAUUCAUCCGGCGUUCCAAAGAGCAUAUGAGGAAAACACAAGGACAGAAACGCUUCUGGAAAUGAUCCAGUAACAAUACUGAAUUAGAUGAUCUAAAGAAAGAGUGAUUGUCAGUUUCAUGAUAAUUGAUUGGGUCAGUUUACCAAAGAUAUUUGAAGCCACUGCAGAUUGAGGUGUGAUUAAACUGAAGAUAAAAUGUAGAUUUUCUUUCAUGCCUUGAACCAUAUCAUUUUUUGGCCUACAUAAGUUCCGUUGCUGGAAAGCACUUAUUGAUUUUAUAGGUUUUUGCUGUUUUUAGUCUGAUAGAAAUAUUUGUUCUUUGUUCUUGAUGUCACCGUUGGACAUCUGCAAAUCCACAUUUUCUGUAGCAACUCAGUUUGAAAUGUAAGCAAAGAGUGACUGCGUUUGCAAAAUUAA